Molecule: messenger RNA, 461 nt
Organism: Caenorhabditis auriculariae
Lineage: Eukaryota; Metazoa; Nematoda; Chromadorea; Rhabditida; Rhabditidae
Source: the annotation of a GenBank genome assembly
AUGUCGAAUGUGAGUAACUUUCCGAAUUUUUUUUACAUUUUUCAAUUUAUUUUUCAGAAGGAUGAUGGUCAACGAAAGAAGAAAGAAUCGGUUGUUGAUCUGUCAAGGUUUAUCGACAAAAAGGUGCGCGUGAAGUUCCAAGGCGGAAGAGAAGGUUAUUUUUUGGAUUUUCAACUUCAAAUAAUUAUUUGGGAUUCUAGCAAGUGGAAUCCUAAAAGGUUACGAUCAGCUGCUUAACCUAGUUCUGGACAAUUGCGUAGAAUACCUUCGGGAUCCAGAAAAUCCAAGCGUUGUAGGGGACGAAACAAGGUAUUUUUGCAAUUCUUAUUUUUAAUGGAAUCAAAUAUCACUAUUAAAGAUCUCUGGGACUUAUCGUCGCCCGAGGGACCGCCGUCACCGUCGUUUGCCCUGCCGAUGGAAUGGAACAGAUCGAAAAUCCAUUCGCCAAUCCUGAAGAGUGA